This is a messenger RNA of Prunus armeniaca (apricot), 342 nucleotides long. The record is from the annotation of a GenBank genome assembly. Lineage: Eukaryota; Viridiplantae; Streptophyta; Magnoliopsida; Rosales; Rosaceae.
AUGAUUCAAACCUUGGAAGGUGUGCUAAGAGCCUGUGCGCUACAGUUUCGGGGAGAUUGGGAUGAUAAACUACCUGUCAUGGAGUGUGCAUAUAAUAAUAGUUAUCAAUCAAGCAUCGGAAUGUCACCCUAUGAUGCCUUGUAUGGAACGCAGCGUAGAACUCCAAUUUAUUGGGAUGAAGUGGGUGAGAAGAGAUUGGAAGUAUCUAAAGACGUUGAAGCAACAAUGGAGAUGGUCAAAUUGAUUAGAGAAAGACUCAAGGCAGCACAAGACCAACCAAAGAGCUAUGCAGACAUAGAAGGAAGGAACUUCAAUUUGAGGUUGGUGACUGGGUAUUCUUAA